AUGUAUGGUGAACCUCUCAACCAAGGACAGAAUCUCAUCGUCGCAGAUCCGAAAUCCAAAGAUUCCACGACAUUCGUUGAUGUGAAGUCCGAGACUCUGCGCGACAUCGUGCGAGAAGUGCUAGGGAAUGUCAAGGCAGUUAGUGUAAUGGAACCCAAGCCCUCGAUUGAGCAAAUUAUCUUGUUUCAUUUCCUGCCCGAGCUCAAGUCCAAGCUCAACCAAUUGACUCACGGCGAACAAUCAACCGGGACCCCAUCCCCGAGCCUGGUUGCCCCUUCCCCAGCUGAUCCAGGUGCAUGUGCAGAUUGCGCAGAUCCAAGAAAAUUGCAGCACAAUGCGAGGAGCCACCCAGAAGGCGUGGAGUACCUCCGUCUCCUCAUCGACCACAUCGAUAAGACUUACGCAGCUAAGGUGGAACGCCUCGCAUCAUUGUUGCAACGCGGGGAGAUAACUUAUGAUCUUCUUGAGCUUCUCUUUAAGCCUGGAUGCCACGUGUACACGAAAUGUUUCGGCACUGGAAAAUCUCGUUGCGUAGUUUUCGACGCCGCAGAAGAGACCACACGAAAAGACGUCACGCAUCUCAAACUUGAAUGUCAUUAUCUUGACCAUGAUAACCAUGAAUUCGGGGAGGUAGGGAUCGAGCUGGGUAUCGUCAAGUUUCGAGGGCGUAAACCAAUUCGCACCCUGGAGGCAUUCCCACUCCAAUACCACCCAGACAGUGAACAGAUUGCUCGGGACCUGAUAGAACGCGGUCGCAAAUUCGCUCAAUUCAUCGGACGCUCCAGCACAGCCAUCUUACAACACUGCAAGGGCACGGCCUUCAUUAUGAAGAAUGGGAAGCCGCUGGCAUUGAACAUCGACAGUCGUGUGGCAAUCGAUGCAGCCUUGUUUCGUGAAAUGAUGCCGAACUACCGACGCCCACGGGUCUCCGACUGUUGGGAAGACCUUUCGAUUAUCCGCGGCAUUUCUCUCAAAGAGGAAGAACGCCGAGAAGAGCUUGAAAAAUUCAAGGCCAAUGGAAAAGACCAACAUUCGAUCACUGAUGACGAGUGUCUCAUAUGCUGCCCAACGGUUCGGUGCUUCAGCUUCACUGACAAGAUCUUUGUGGAGUGUGCUGUUGGUGAUUUGGCAGAUGUUCAGUGGUACCCUGCCUCCUUUGACCGCUUGCAAAUUCCCAAUGACACAAAGGAAAUCCUUCUCUCGGUUACCACUGCUCGCUUGUCCGGCAACAACGACGUAGUCUUUGAUGAUUUCAUCAAAGGAAAGGGCCGAGGGCUCAAUGUCCUCUUCUACGGUGUGCCUGGAGUUGGGAAGACAUUCACGGUCGAGGCGACAGCCGAGCGAUUCCAGGCACCUCUCUAUUCGGUAUCGGCAGGCGAAUUGAUUGCGGACCAUGGCGAUCCCCUGCAACUGGAUAUGACCCUCGAUCGGAUCUUUAAAAUUGCCAAACGCCUUAACACCGUCCUUCUGGUCGAUGAAGCCGAUGUGUUUAUGGAGAAGCGCGCAUCGUACCAGGGGAGCCACAACCGACUGGUGACCGUCUUUCUUCGGAAACUUGAAUACUACGAAGGCGUCCUCUUUCUGACCACCAACCGCGUGAUGGAGUUUGACGAGGCCGUUCUGAGCCGCAUCCAUCUGAAGAUCAAGUAUCCAGAAUUGACACAGAACGCCCGGCGGAACAUCUGGGAAAGCUUCCUUUCAGAGGCUCAAACCCUUCAAGGACCCGCCACCGUCGACCCUAGCGAACUUGAACAUCUAGCAUCGAUGAAAUUGAACGGCCGAGAGAUCAAAAAUCUUUCGUCCAUCGCCCAAGCAUUGGCUUCUGUCGAGAAUACACAAGUAACCUUCAAGCACUUGGUGAAGGCCACGAAGGCGAAUGAUAAAUUCGUUGAGGAGUUCAAGAACUCCGGUCGGAUGCAGGGCAUGUAUACGUGA
Messenger RNA from Aspergillus calidoustus, 1935 nucleotides. NCBI's taxonomy places the organism in Eukaryota, Fungi, Ascomycota, Eurotiomycetes, Eurotiales, Aspergillaceae. The record is from the annotation of a GenBank genome assembly.